This is a messenger RNA of Symbiodinium sp. CCMP2592, 1671 nucleotides long. The record is from the annotation of a GenBank genome assembly. Lineage: Eukaryota; Dinophyceae; Suessiales; Symbiodiniaceae.
AUGGAGGGCAGUGACCAAGAGGACGCAGCGGUCACCGUCGACGGGGGUCGAUGGAAGCCUCGGCCCAGCGUCACACUUCGCCGCAGCAAGUUUAAAGUGCUGAAUGAUCCACAUUCGACAGGCCGUCUGGUCCCCGAGAAGGAGUUCAAACGUGCCAGGUCCUAUCCUUUACAGUCCAUGCCAGGGGUUGAGAACCUGGAAUCCUGGCAAACGCGCUGUGAGGAGCGCAUGGCCGUCCUUGCCAAAAUUCCUGCUUCCUUGACCGAUAUCUGGAAGGAUUUGGACAUCGAAAGCGACGGAACAUGGCUGCCGACCGUGUCCCGGAUGAUCAGUGACGUCAUAAGAAGCCAGCUGUACAAAGAGGGCUUCACGGACGAGGAUUGGGAGCUCGAUGGAGAGCGCUCCAGAUGUACAAGGAAGGGGGAAUUCAACCCCAGGAACCGGAAGCAGCCUGGGGACUCCACCGACAGGGCGGAGGAAGGAGACGAAGCAAUACCAGAACAGCGGCCAGGACCAGAGGAAGGGCGGUCAGAAUCAGAGGAGCGGCGACCAGAACCUGAGGCGGAACCCGUGAAGUCCAGAAGGAGACCAUUUUGGCUAUGGCCGAAGACGCAGGCUCGCUUGUGGCCGAAGAGAAAGGCAGCAAGGAGAAAGAGGAGAACUAUCAGAAAGGCAAAGCACCGGGAACCCUGGAGACGAUUCGCUGUUCGCGGGGAAGAUGCGGCAUGCGUCGAGAUGCGGAGCACUUUGGGUUUGCCAAGCUAUGCUGAUGUGGUCCUGGCACGUUGGGGGAAGUGCAAAGCAGAGACGGCUGACAUACUGGUAGACCCAGCGCCGACGAAGGCCUGGCGCCUGUCGUCGACGCAUGCUUGCCGUGUGCACCCGAACGGAGUGCAUGGAAGCCCCCACAAGCGUAUACUGCAUCGGUUGCUGAAGACAGCGGGUUCCGAGGAGUUGAUUGAGAAAGAAGUGGAGCAAGAGUGCGAGCCCCCUCCCGACAUCCCUGACCACAUGGACUGCUUGGGGUCCGAAGUGAUCUUGACCGUCUCCGUCCAUGGUAAGGAUGGGAACAAGGAGCAGGAGUACGACAUCCUGUCCACCCAGACCUUGGAAGAGCUGCGAGAUGCCUUUUACUUUCCAGAGGAUUGGAAGUAUGAUGGCCCAACACGCCUGGAUUCUGCAUGUUUCUUUAUCGAUGGCAUUUUCUACAGUGACAGGAGGUGGGCUUCCUCCUUGGACUAUUCCAAGGAACUGAUUCCCCAUGCCCAGCAGACGGGCUGUCAAAGCUUGAGGGAGACGUCCUCUCGCCCCAUGGUUACCAGGCUGUGCGAUCUGGAGCGGAUUCCAUUCGGGGAGAGGUGCGCCUACAUACAUCAGGGGAAUGAGGAGCAUGCAAUCUACUUCACAGGCGUCCGCCUGCCUGCCUCGAGCAGCGACUGCCCUCUGAAAGAUGCCUACCCUCUGCUCACCUUCAUGAGGGACUUCCCUCGCAAGCUUUGUCAAGCAUGCAUCCAAACACUGGCUUUCUGGGCGGUGCACAACGCCGUCCGCUGUCCACGGAAUCCAACCUACGUUUGCCAGCUCUGCUUUCGUCACUAUUUCCAAGAUGAAGAUGGCAAGCUGCUGAGACCCUUAGACUACCAGGUCUUCCCUUACCUUCAUAGUAGCUGA